AUGUCCGAGUUCAUCGGAUCUCGCAUUUCUCUCAUCUCCAAGAGUGACAUCCGCUAUGUCGGUACCCUCGUCGAGAUCAACUCAGAAGCCUCCACAGUCUCAUUAGACAAUGUGCGCUCUUUCGGAACAGAGGGCCGCAAGGGCGGCAAAGACGAAUACCCACCGUCAGACGUCGUGUACGAGCAAAUUGUCUUCCGAGGCAGCGAUGUGAAGGAUCUGCGCAUCGAAGAGCCUGUCAAGGAGAAGGCUCAGCCUGCCAUGCCGCAGGACCCAGCCAUCAUCGGAUCGCGGCAAGAGGGCAGUCCACAAGAUCUCGCCGGUCGUCAACAACCGCCGCCGAAUUUUCCUCAACCAGGUCAAUUCCCGCCUGGCGGAUACCCUCCAUUCGGCGGUCCUGGCGGCCCCGGUGGUGCAUAUGGAAACCGAUUCGGUCCCCCAGGUGGUUUCCCUGGUGGUCCAGGUCCUUUCCCAGGGGGUCCACCAGGCGCCUUUGGCAUGCCGCCGCCUCCAUUCGGAGCGCCUCCUGGCUGGUUCCCUCCUGGUCACGGCUUCCAGCAGCCGCCUGGUCCCUUCUCGCCUAAUAUGCCCAUUGGCCCCCCAGGCCUGAACCAGAACCAACCUCCACAAGGCCCACGGGGUCCUCAGGGUCCCCAAGCAGGCAAGGAUGAGAAGCCGGGUCAGGUUCAGCAACCGAAGGUAGCAGAGGCAGACGGCGCACCAUCCAAGCCACAAGCCAAGAAUGGUGCGAAGGCAUCACCAGCUGCAUCAGGCAAGCAGGCUCCCCCGCCACCAGUCGACUCGAAGCCAGAUGUAUCGGCUGCGUUGGCGCCACCCCACCCCCAGAACGGUCAACCACCCGCGAAGGGUGCGCCUAGCGGACCCAAGGGUGGUCGAAUCAUUCCCGCUGUACCAAUUCCAAGCCCAAGGGCGACAAAGGCGGCUCCUCAAGCACAACAAGGUGCCGGCCCCUCUGCCGCUCCUGCGCAGAUGCCCACCGCUGCCCAACAGCAAAACGCUACUCAAUUAGCAACCGCUGCUGUCGCUGAGGCCAUGGCCAAGCUUAACCUCCAGAACAAGGGUCAGGCACCAGGUCAACCGCAGGGUCAACCGCCUGUCUCAGACCCCAUGAACAACUUGGCACAGCAGGUGCAGGGCAUGCGCGAACAGCAAAGCCGCCAGCACCAGCCUCGUCAACGAGGAACAGGAGAGUUCCGUGGUCGGGGCGGAAGAGGAGGACGAGGUGGUGCUCACCCUCAACACCCCAAGAUGGAAGUGCCCACAACCGACUUCGACUUUGAGUCGUCCAACGCAAAGUUCAACAAGCAGGACUUGGUCAAGGAAGCCAUCGCAUCUGGAUCCCCAAUGGGCGAUGCCCCGGCAGUCCCUGCUGGCGAGGCUUCCACGGAGAAGGAAGAGGUCGUCAUCCCUGGUGGAUCCAUGUACGACAAGAGCUCCUUCUUCGACAACAUUUCGAGCGAGCUGAAGGACAGAGAAGAGGCUGCCACCCGUGGUCAAGAGUUCAGGAGCCAGGAGCGCCAGAAGAACAUGGAGACCUUUGGCCAGGGCAGCGUCGAUGGCUACCGGGGCGGUCGAGGACGUGGCCGUGGUCGCGGACGUGGUCGGGGCUUCGGCUACCGCGGCCGUGGCGCACCCAGAGGUCGCGGCGGCGCCGAGUUUGGUGCCCAGCCUGCCGCUUAG
Alternaria novae-zelandiae is the source of this 1698-nucleotide messenger RNA. RefSeq lists its product as uncharacterized. The transcript has 4 exons. The record is from RefSeq and is a predicted model, not a curated record. NCBI's taxonomy places the organism in Eukaryota, Fungi, Ascomycota, Dothideomycetes, Pleosporales, Pleosporaceae. Gene Ontology annotation, biological process: P-body assembly; cytoplasmic stress granule assembly. Gene Ontology annotation, molecular function: mRNA binding. Bases 1 to 1698 code for a protein of 565 amino acids. Gene Ontology annotation, cellular component: P-body.